GUGCAGGAGUCAUUACGUUCUCCGGUAUGGAUCAUUUAGCCGUAGGUAGGGCAAGAUGGCUCCAUCGAUAGGAACAGCUGUUUUACGCCGAAGGACAUCGUAAAGCAAGUAAAUAAUAAAUUGGAAACAAUAUAAAACGACGAAAGACCGACCUCUCGUAUAAAUCGUUAGACCCAAAAGUGCGAGAUCUGAUACAAAAUGUCGCGGGCUUCGCUUUAGCUAGCGCAGGUCUCGAAAGUUACAUGCAACGAUAAACAAUCACGAUUUUAAGAUGGACGUGGUGACCACUAGCCUAGAAGCUCUCAUACAGAGAGCGACGAAUUCACAAAAUCAGAAGCCAGAUGUAGCAGCCAUCGAGGCGUUCUGCGUGUUGCUUACCAAAGAAGCUGAGGGUAUUCAAAUAGGUACCAAGUUAUUGGCGACGCAUAUUCAGUCGCUCAAUGAAUCGGAAGCCUUGCAAGCUCUUUCACUAUUAGAUACUUGUAUGAAAAGAUGCGGUCCAUUAUUUCACGCUGAAGUCGGUAAAUUCCGUUUUCUAAACGAGAUGAUAAAACUUGUCUCGCCGAAAUACUUGGGCGAUCGUACCACAGCCAGUGUGCGGCAGAAGGUCCUGCAACUUCUUUAUGGAUGGAUCAAGGAAUAUCCUCGUGAAUUAAAAAUUAAAGAAGCUUAUGAGAUGCUUAAGAAACAAGGGGUCAUUGAGGAAGAUGCUGCGUUCAUAAUGGCUAACAGUGAGGAGAGUCAAAAGUCGUCGAAGAUAAGGAACAAUAUAUUCGAAAAUGAAGAGAUGUCGAAGCACUUGCGCAAGUUGCUUCACAGCAAGGACCCUUACGAUCUGCAGACCGCGAAUCGACUGAUCAAGGUUAUGGUAAAAGAGGACGAGGAGAGAUUGCAGUUAAGCUCGCGAAGACACAUGGAAUUAGAGUCGGUGCACAACAAUGUGAAGCUCCUCUCCGAGAUGUUGGACUCGUACAAUCAGAAUGAGACCAGCGCGGAGGAUCUUGAGUUGAUGAAGGAGCUGCAUCAGGCGUGCGAGCGGCUGAAACCUAUGCUCUUGAGACUCGCCAGUGAGACUCAAGGCAACGUUGAAAUGCUCGGUGACGUGCUCGCCGCGAGCGACGAGCUCAGCCAGGUCUUCGAGAAGUACACGUCUGUCAUCGUUCUCGGGCAGUCCACAACGGAGUCUUCUAAGGCGAACACUUUCAACAACGGGCCGUCACUCUUAGAUCUAUCGUCCCCAACGGAAAGUGUUCCCUGCGAGGACACCUUGAGCACGCCGAGCGCGACUUCGGCGGACCAUCGAUCGGACAUGGACGUGCUGGGGGACAUAUUUAGCGUGCUGGAGAAACCAGUCAAGUCGGAUGCGAGUCUCCUGAUGCCGAACAACAUCAUGCAACCGAUCAGUAUCUCGCCCGUAAACAAGAAAAACGAAGUUACCAAUACCGAGGGAGAUAAGAUAGACAGUAAAGCGAAAGCACUAGAGGAGUUAAAUGAGUUGGGAGAGACUUUGCUCAAACAAAGUUUGUCGAGUGUGCGCACGUCGCAAGGGAAAUUGAAUAGCAACACGACGAAAACCACUGACUCGGUUUGGAAACAAAAUUGGUCCCGCGAUUCUAACAACAGUGCGUCGCAACGUAUCGCGACGGACCAGUCGGGACGUGCGAGAAAGUGUGAAACAAACGGUGACUCGGAAACUUCGGCGUCCGCGAACUCGUCGAAAAUCAACGUGAUCGCCGAUUCGUGUAACAAGAACAGUAGUGCGGUAACACCGGACGCGAGAAUAUCACAGCAGCAGCAUCAGGAGGUGACGCGCAAUGGUUCGUCGACGGAUGCCGAGCCCGAAAUCAAACCACUAACUGAUAUCAAUGUUAAUCUCGAGGACAUCACACCAGGUACAAAUCCACCUCUGACGGUAAUCGAGGAAAGAAACAGCAUAACCGUGGUCCUUCAUUUUGCCCAAGACAGCCCUAGGCCGGACGUAUCUGUGGUAGUGAUCACUACAAUGAGCAAAAACGCAAAGCCGCUUAGUAAUUACCAAUUCCAAGCAGUCGUGCCCAAAAAAUGCAAGUGCAGACUGCAGGCACCUUCCGGCACAAAGUUACCGGCGCAUAAUCCGUUCCUUCCACCAUCGGCGAUCACGCAAAUCAUGCUGAUUGCAAAUCCUCUCAAGGAGCCCGUGUCCUUGAAGUUUAUGCUGAGCUAUACGUUGGACGACGAAACGUUUACAGAGAUGGGCGAAGUGGACAAGUUACCUCAUCUAUGAGGUCCAGCGCAUCUCUGCGACGAUCCCGAUGCGACGUUGCAUUCGUAUUCGUGCCCUCAGCAGGCCAAAAGUAACAUAAAAAUAUUCCAAUUAUAGAGCGAUCCCAUUUAAGAAUACGUGCAAUGAGAGGUGAAUUUGUUAGAUUUUUUCCCCGCGCUACUUUAAGCUUAGAAUGCAUAAUAAUCUGGAGAGAUCGGUCUGACGACUACCCUAAUUGUACAUUUUAUAUGUAUUGUUCUCCCCGCGCACGAAUGAUGCCUUUCUCUCAAAGGAAAUGAAAGACGCAGUGAACGUUUCAUACGAAACGAGCAUGUGUGCCGAUACCAAGUGUGUUGAUAUUCUUUUAUCAUCUCGUACCCUAAUAGAGAACCGUACAUUUCCAUUCAAAUAUAAUAACGUAAAGAUCGGCAACCAUCUGAAUUAUAUUUAUUUUCUAAUUUCGAGUCCCCCGCGCGAUAUAUGUUAGAUGGAGAUCGAGAAAACACGCUACUUCAUCUCGCUAGAUCUUCGAGGCCGAGUUGAGUUUGAAACGUAUCCGGUGUGAGACACUUCGUAAUAUUUAUUAUGCCAUGAAGUAAUAUAUAAAAUAUAAAAGUACUUAUUCUCGCGCGUAAGAUGUCGUCUUAUGUAUUGUGUAUUCGCAUAGUUUGUAUGAAAGUACAAUAAGUAUGACGAAGCGAAACGUCGGCUGCAAAUUGUGCAUUCUAGGAUUAAAUUAGCGAGACAUCGAGAGGUAAGAGCAAUUAAAUUAUCUUAGUGCGAAAUUUGCAAGAAUUGUCAUAAGAGUGUCAAUAAAGAAGGGAAGAGACACAUACACCCUUGAUCUAGCUAGUAUGCAUAGCGCUGUUUUAGACUCGGCGGCAUACUUCUACUUACGCGUUCUUAGUUCAAUUCUCAGCAUCUAAGAAUUUCUCAUAUCGAAUAUGCGAAAGGGACGUGCGUACUAGGAUUAAGCAGGGUGAAAUUCUUUCGAAUUGUUACGGACAUCUUCGUUUUAGUUUACGAUACGCUAUUUCCGGUAUUUGUUUAUUCAUACGUACAUAUUUAAGAGUCUAUCGUACAUACGUAGUUUUAUGCUGCUUUGUGAUAUAUGCUUUAAUAAGUGUAAACCUACUUUUAAGACUGCGAGUUUAAUAAACCAAAUAAGGUUAAGGAGGAAUAAACGGGAAGGGCUGUAGCGUGUCUAUAUGAAGCAAAACAAAUUCCGCAAGUGUUUUGAUGAUAUUUUAAUUAAUAGAUUAUUAAAUUAUUAUUACACCGA
Dinoponera quadriceps is the source of this 3524-nucleotide messenger RNA. RefSeq names its product ADP-ribosylation factor-binding protein GGA3 (gene Gga). Gene Ontology annotation, molecular function: ubiquitin binding; phosphatidylinositol binding; small GTPase binding. The record is from RefSeq and is a predicted model, not a curated record. Bases 272 to 2263 code for a protein of 663 amino acids. Gene Ontology annotation, cellular component: trans-Golgi network. Gene Ontology annotation, biological process: vesicle-mediated transport; intracellular protein transport. NCBI's taxonomy places the organism in Eukaryota, Metazoa, Arthropoda, Insecta, Hymenoptera, Formicidae. The transcript is spliced from 12 exons.